Metarhizium album ARSEF 1941 is the source of this 1089-nucleotide messenger RNA. RefSeq names its product DUF1295 domain-containing protein. The coding region runs from base 1 to 1089 and encodes 362 amino acids. The record is from RefSeq and is a predicted model, not a curated record. The transcript has 4 exons. Gene Ontology annotation, cellular component: membrane. Lineage: Eukaryota; Fungi; Ascomycota; Sordariomycetes; Hypocreales; Clavicipitaceae.
AUGGCCGCAAAAUUGGCAGCUCUUCCAGUCCUACAGUCCAUCGAGGACUGCAGCGAUUUCUCCAAAACAGUCGAGCCAUUCCUUGACCAGUUCUUUGCAUUGCCUGAACGACUACUUGCUAGCUUGGGCAGCAUUGAAAACCUACAACGCCUCUAUGUCGAGACCAAUCCCCUCAUCACCGGCUUUGCGGCCUCGAUUUUCUUCGCUGGCGUGUUUUUGAUCGUUUCUGAGGUGAACAGAAAUUACUCUCAGGUUGAUCGCACGUGGAGCAUCUUGCCGAACCUCUACAUUAUUCAUCUUGCUGGUUGGGCACGAAUGGCUGGCUUGCCUCACAGCCGCAUUGAUUUAGUUGCUGCGUUCAGCACCGUCUGGAGCAUUCGGCUGACCUACAACUACUGGAGACGAGGUGGAUAUAAUGUCGGAUCCGAGGAUUACAGAUGGGAAAUCGUCAAGUCCAAAGUCCCCGCCCUCGUCUUCUUCACGCUGAAUGUUACUUUCAUCUCUCUCAUACAAAGCGUCUUGCUCUUCGCCUUCUCGUGUGUCCCUGCCUACGCCAUACUGCUGUCCACGCGUUUUGAGCCGAACCCUACAGUCGCAGACUAUGCAUAUUUUGUCGUUGAACUGCUCCUGGUUCUUACCGAAUGGAUCAGCGAUGGCCAGCAAUGGGAGUACCAAACCGCAAAGCAUCGGUACAGAAAGGACGCCAAGUUACCCAAGGGCUGGGAUCAGGCAGAUCUCGACAGGGGAUUCGUCACCUCUGGUUUUUGGGGAUACAGUCGUCACCCCAACUUCUUGGCAGAGCAAACAAUCUGGUUUGUUUUGUACCAGUGGAGUUGCUAUGCCACCAAGUCGCUGUACAGCUGGACCUUUGCCGGCUCCGGCAGCUUGUUCCUGCUUUUCCAGGGAUCUACUUGGCUUACUGAGGCUAUUUCAGCCGGUAAGUAUCCCGAGUACGUCGAAUAUCAGAGACAGGUUGGCAUGUUUAUUCCCACCUCUAUUCGGGGGUACAAGACCCCGUCGCACAAGCCGAAAGUUAUCAGAACAAGUGAGCUUGCCAAGCGCCACGAGGAGAAGAAGAAGCAGAAGUAA